UUUGCUACUCUCGUAUUGGCUGCCUGGGCCUUCCUGGCUGGCACAGGCCUCCUGCACCUGCCAACCCAAGGCUUUGCCUGGGACCUGCCACUGGCAGGAGGUGAGGGUUCUGCUGCCCACAUGCUCACCUGCCCAGCCGUGGUAUUGGUUCUCCUCCCUGCCCUGGCCAGUCUUCCGAGAUAACCCAGUUCCCGAGCCCCCACUCGGGUCUCCACCUCUUGUUUCUUGAUGCCUCACUGAUCCCCUCUUCAGAUAAUGUCCAGACUGGGGCCCUCAAAAGGUUCCCAGUAAGGCCCAGCACCGGUGACAUGUUACAUCUUUGGGGACAACAGACGAGAGUACAAGGGGACAAAGAUGUAGGACAGUAGGUGUGUGGCCUGUGAUGUCUGGGCAGAACUCUGAGGGUGCCAGACCUCGGGUGGGAGGCGGCCUUAUCCGGGGAGUGCCUUCUGCUGGCCUCACACAUGGACUGACGCUUAGAAGGAACAUGGCUGCAAGCCAAGGAGAACCCGUAGCGCCUCCAGUUUCUUGGAAAUUGUGCAUUUUUGCUGUUCCGUGCCUCAGUUUCCUCCUUCAUGCAAUGGGACUAAUAACAAUUCCUGUCUCCUGAGGCCAAGGAGAUGAUGUCCAUGUUGCACCCAGAAAGAGUUCUGCACGGUAGGCAUUGUUCUCGACAACUGUCAGCCCUGGUGGCAUUUGGUGCCAGGGUAGCAUCAUGCUGACUUGGGUCCUGCCCAGUCUCUCUGGCCUCACAGCUGGGACCUCACCCAGUUCUCGUAGAAGUAACUCUUUAACACUGGCUGAGCCAAUCACCCCAUGCCUCCUCUGCCUUUUGGGGGGCACUGGCUCCUGUAGGGGAGUACACAGGCUGGAUGUUUCUGGGACACCCUCGCCACUCCGCCCACUAGCCCUGGGCCUAAAAUGACCCUCCCCCAGAGGCGUUAUUAAUAGCUGGGCGGCUCAGAUCACAGGGCAAGAAUGUUACCCAGCAGCUCGUGGGGGAAGAGGAAGCCUCGGUGCCGGCGGCUGGGGUGGAUGCGUGAUGCCCGAGGCAAUAUGUGGGCCAGGCAGGAGGGCCUUCACCACCCCCACCCUCACCCCCAUGCUAUCAUUCGCUGCCCGUCCUCCUCCUCCUCCUCUGUGUCCUCUGUGUCCUGCUCAGGUGACUCGGAAGAGGAAGAUAUGGGGCUCCUGGAGGUUGGUGUGACAGACUUCAAACCUCCAGCACCAGAGCUGGGCCCCAUGCCGGAUGGCUUGAGUCCUCAGCAGGUGGUCCGGAGACACAUCUUGGGCUCCAUCGUGCAGAGUGAAGGCAGCUAUGUGGAGUCGCUGAAACGGAUACUCCAGGAUUACCGUAACCCACUCAUGGAGAUGGAACCCAAGGCCCUGAGCGUCCGCAAGUGUCAGGUGGUCUUCUUCCGCGUUAAGGAGAUUCUGCACUGUCACUCCAUGUUCCAGAUCGCCCUGUCCUCCCGUGUGGCCGAAUGGGACUCCACUGAGAAGAUUGGGGACCUCUUUGUGGCCUCAUUCUCCAAGUCCAUGGUCCUAGAUGUCUACAGCGACUAUGUGAACAACUUCACCAACGCCAUGUCCAUCAUCAAGAAGGCCUGUCUCACCAAGCCAACUUUCCUCGAGUUCCUCAAGCGGCGGCAGGUAUGCAGUGCGGACCGAGUCACCCUCUACGGGCUGAUGGUGAAACCUGUUCAGAGAUUUCCGCAGUUCAUCCUCCUGCUCCAGGACAUGCUGAAGAACACUCCUCGAGGCCACCCUGACAGGCUGUCGCUGCAGCUAGCCCUCACGGAGCUGGAGACGCUGGCUGAGAAGCUGAAUGAACAGAAGCGGCUGGCCGACCAGGUGGCAGAGAUCCAGCAGCUGACCAAGAGCGUCAGUGACCGCAGCAGCCUCAACAAGCUGUUGACCUCUGGCCAGCGGCAGCUGCUUCUGUGUGAGACCCUGACUGAGACGGUGUAUGGAGACCGUGGGCAGCUGAUCAAGUCCAAGGAACGCAGGGUCUUCCUACUCAAUGACAUGCUGGUCUGUGCCAACAUCAACUUCAAGCCCUCCAAUCACAGGGGCCAGCUAGAGAUCAGCAGCCUGGUGCCUCUGGGGCCCAAGUACGUGGUGAAGUGGAACACAGCGCUGCCCCAGGUGCAGGUCGUGGAAGUGGGUCAGGACGGCGGUGCCUACGACAAGGACAAUCUGCUCAUCCAGCAUGCUGGUGCCAAGAAGGCCACGGCUGCAGGGCAGGCCCAGAACAAGGUGUACCUGGGCCCGCCGCGCCUCUUCCAGGAGCUACAGGACCUGCAGAAGGACUUGGCAGUGGUGGAGCAGAUCACCCUGCUUGUCAGCACCCUGCAUGGCACUUACCAGAAUCUGAACACGACUGUGGCCCAAGACUGGUGCCUGGCCCUGCAGCGACUGAUGCGAGUGAAGGAGGAGGAGAUCCACUCUGCCAACAAGUGCCGCCUGAGGCUGCUGCUGCCCGGGAAGCCUGACAAGUCUGGCCGUCCCAUCAGCUUCAUGGUGGUUUUCAUCACACCGAACCCCCUGAGCAAGAUUUCCUGGGUCAACAGGUUACACCUGGCGAAGAUUGGACUCAGGGAGGAGAACCAGCCAGGAUGGCUGUGUCCCGAUGAGGACAGGAAAACCAAAGCCCCGUUCUGGUGCCCCACCCUGGCCUGCUGCGUCCCUGCCUUCUCCUCCCGGGCCCUCAGCCUGCAGCUUGGGGGUCUGGUCCACAGUCCUGUCAACUGUCCCCUGCUGGGCUUCUCGGCUGUCAGCACUUCCCUUCCACAGGGCUACCUCUGGGUCGGAGGUGGGCAGGAGGGUGCGGGUGGCCAGGUGGAGAUCUUCUCCCUGAACCGGCCUUCGCCGCGCACCGUCAAGUCCUUCCCGCUGGCAGCCCCCGUGCUCUGCAUAGAGUACAUUCCGGAUCCGGAGGAGGAGGCGGCUGAGGGUGCGGAGGAGAGCCGGGUGGCUGCUGAUCCCUCAGCUGCAGUGCAUCCCACCGUCUGCCUCGGGCUGCAAGAUGGCAGCAUCCUGCUCUACGGCAGUGUGGACACUGGUACCCAGUGCUUGGCAACCUGCAAGAGCCCAGGCCCUCAGCCCGUGCUCUGCCUGCGGCACAGUCCCUUCUACCUGCUUGCCGGCCUACAGGACGGGACGCUCGCUGCCUAUCCUCGGACCAGUGGUGGAAUUCCCUGGGACCUGGAGAGCCCUCCCAUGUGCUUGACUGUGGGCCCAGGGCCCAUUCGCACACUGCUGAGCCUGGAGGAUGCCGCAUGGGCCAGCUGUGGCCCGCGGGUCACUGUACUGGACGCUGCCACUCUGCAGACUCAGCAAAGCUUCGAGGCACACCAGGAUGAGGCGGUGAGUGUAACGCACAUGGUGAAAGCGGGCAGCGGUGUCUGGAUGGCCUUCUCUUCUGGCUCCUCCAUCCGCCUCUUCCACACUGAGACCCUGGAGCAUCUUCAAGAGAUCAACAUCGCCACCAGGACCACCUUCCUCCUGCCAGGCCAGAAGCACCUGUGUGUCACCAGCCUCCUCAUCUGCCAGGGUCUGCUCUGGGUAGGCACUGACCAGGGUGUCAUUGUCCUGUUGCCUGUGCCCCGGCUGGAGGGCAUCCCCAAGAUCACAGGGAAAGGCAUGGUGUCUCUCAAUGGUCACUGUGGACCUGUGGCCUUCCUGGCUGUGGCCAUGAGCAUCUUGGCCCCUGACAUCCUGCGGAGUGACCAGGAAGAGGCUGAGGGGCCUCAGGCUGAGGAGGACAAGCCAGAUGGACAGGCUCAUGAGCCAGUGCCUGCACCUGAUAGCCACACAGGCCGAGAGCUGAGCCGCAAGAAAGGCAUCCUGCUUCAAUACCGCCUGCGCUCCACGGCCCACCUCCCCGGGCCCGUGCUGUCCGUGCGGGAGCCGGCACCCCCUGAUGGCUCAGCUCUGGAGCACAGUGAGGAGGAUGGCUCCAUCUACGAGAUGGCCGAUGACCCUGAUGUCUGGGUACGCAGCCGGCCCUGUGCCCGUGAUGCCCACCGCAAGGAGAUCUGUUCUGUGGCCAUUAUCUCCGGUGGGCAAGGUUACCGACACUUCGGCAGUGCUCCAGGCGGCCUGAGUGGGCGGCCGGCCCCGUGCAGCGAGACAGACAGUACACUUCUUAUCUGGCAGGUGCCCUUGGCUCUAUAGCUACCCACCCUGUCUGUCUGGAGAUCGUCACAGGGCAGCUGGACCGCUGGAGACAUGCUGGGACCUUUUUUGGCCCACCUGGAUUCCCCCCCCCCCCCCCCCAGGGACUUGCACAGGCCACAAGACGGGCCUGGAUUCUCCACUGAGGCCUUGAAGAGCAGAGGGAAACCUUUGAAAACAAAAAUUCAGAAUGUUUUGGGGAGGGGUUUUAGGGUCAUGGGGUAUGGAAGGACACACUUGGAGAAUAUGGCCUUUUUGUUUUGUUUUGGUUUGGAAGCAAAAAACAUAAAACCUCACCACUGCCUGCUAAACCCAGAACCUUUUGUUGGGGCUGAGUGAGGCUCGGAGGUGGCCGUGCCCCUCCAGGAAGGAUGUAUGUGUGAGUGUCUGAGCAUGUGGGCUGGCGUGUGAAUAUAUAUAUGAAUACGUAUAUACGAUGUAUAUUAUAUGUGUAUAAAUACAAUCUGUACAUAAUGGGUCUCUGGGAGAUGCUGGAAUAAAAGGCAAGAGAUAUGUGG
This is a messenger RNA of Peromyscus leucopus (white-footed mouse), 4697 nucleotides long. RefSeq names its product Rho guanine nucleotide exchange factor 10 like (gene Arhgef10l). The record is from RefSeq and is a predicted model, not a curated record. Gene Ontology annotation, biological process: SREBP signaling pathway; actin cytoskeleton organization; positive regulation of stress fiber assembly. The transcript is spliced from 21 exons. NCBI's taxonomy places the organism in Eukaryota, Metazoa, Chordata, Mammalia, Rodentia, Cricetidae. Gene Ontology annotation, molecular function: guanyl-nucleotide exchange factor activity; protein binding. The coding region runs from base 979 to 4179 and encodes 1066 amino acids. Gene Ontology annotation, cellular component: cytosol.